CGAGUCUCUCUGCCUGCCUCUCCUGAGACAGACCAUGGCAGAAGCACAUCUGUUAAUAUCUGAGGAAGAGUUCACCUGCUCGGUGUGUCUGGACACCCUGACUGAUCCCGUCUCAACACCAUGUGGUCACAGUUUCUGUCUCGAGUGCCUUAAGGGUUUUUGGGAUCACAGCCAAGUGUUCAUCUGUCCUCAGUGCCGAAGGACCUACGUACCGAGGCCUGAGCUGCAAAGAAACACUCUGCUGAAUGAAGUCAUCAAGAAACUGAAGAAGAACAGUCUUGAUUCUCCUCCCUUGUCACAGAAUUAUGUCAGACCUGGAGACAUACAGUGUGACGCCUGUACUGAGAGGAAGUUCAGAGCGGUGAAGUCAUGUCUUACCUGCAGGGCCUCCUUCUGUCAGGUUCACCUCCAGCCUCACUAUGAAGGAGCUGCCUGGAAGGACCAUAAGCUGACGGACCCGGGAAAUCUGAAGGAUAAGCUCUGUGCAAAACAUCAGAAAGGCUUGGAGGUGUUUUGCCAAACAAAUAAUUUGUGCAUCUGUACGAUAUGUGUGGCAACUGAACACAGGGGGCAUCAUAUUGUGGAGCUGAAGACCGCAAGGGAGGACAAGCAGAAUGAGCUGGGCAGGACCCUGAGUGAAAUCCAGAGUCGAAUUGGGGUGAGAGAGAAAAAAGUGGAGGAGACAAGGAAGGUGGUGGAACAGAUAAAGGUUUCUGCAAAGAGGGAGGUGAAGGAAAGUGAGAAGAGCUUCAUUGCCCUGAUUCGCUGCAUUGAGGAAACUUGUAAGAAAGUGACAGAGAAGAUCAACAAACAAAAGAAACAAGAAAUGAAGAAGGCUGAAGAUUUAAUGUUGUGCCUGGAGAAGGAGAUCAAGGAGCUGAAGAGCAAAGAGGCUGCGCUGAAGGAGCUGUUACAAACGGAUGACAACAUUCACUUCCUCCAGACUUUCUCACCUUUCUGUGGCCUCCCUAAAGAAGGAGACUCUCUCAGUUACACCAUCACUGCAGAUUUCUCUUCUGAGGACCUGAGGAGGAAGCUGCCGCCUUUGAAGGAGCAUCUGGAGAAAUUGAGCCAGUGGGAGGUUGUGAGCUUCACUCCGCCAGGACGGCGAGCUCCUGUUUUCAGCCUGCAGCCUCCUACACCUCAGAGCAGAGAUGCCUUUCUGCAAAGUCGUGAAGCUCCAAUUGUCGCUCCACAGGCUCCUAAAUCUCAAAGCAGAGAGAAGGUUUUACGAUGUCGUGAAGCUCCAGUUUUCCCCUUACAGUCUCCUGACCCUCAGACGAGAGACGAGUUUUUACAAUACUUCUGUCCACUCACCCUGGAUAUCAACAUGGCAAACAGAGACCUCCACCUGUCUAAAGGGAAUAAAAAGGUGACACGUGAGCGGACAGAGACCAGAUAUUUUAAAUAUCCUGACAGAUUUGACUGGUGGGCCCAAGCUUUGUGCAGAGAGGCUCUGACUGGGACUCGGUGCUACUGGGAGAUUCAGUGGAGUGGAGAAAAUGUGGAGAUAGGAGUCGCAUAUAAAGGAAUGAGCAGGAAAGGAGAUGGCGUGUAUCGUUUUGGAUUCAACGACAAGUCCUGGUGUUUGUUAUGGUCUGACUCCCAGUACUCUGUUUAUCAUAAUAGCCAGCAGACUGUACUCAGCGCCCCCUACAGCCCCAGAAUAGGUGUGUAUCUGGACUGGCCUGCUGGCUGUCUGUCAUUUUAUAGCGUCUCACACACAAUGACCCUCCUGCACAGGUUGAACACCUCCUUCACUGAGCCGCUCUACCCGGGGUUUGGACUUGGUUGGAACACCAGUGUAAAAAUCUGCAUCUGACUCCAUGUGACCACUGACCAGUACCUUCCACCAGUCACUUAAUGUCCCCACAAGCACAGUUCCUCUUUGUGUUUUUAAUUUGGGGUCAAAAGGAAUUUCAGAGGAUGGGUGGGUGGGCAGCACCUCCGUGACUGAAUUUAGGGAUGAGAGUGCAGGGCGAGUGCAGCUGUCAGGGUCUCCAUUCUUAUAGGGCUGUGGUCCCCUAAGUCUGUCUUGAUAACCCACUGUAGAUGCAGGUUUUUUAUUCCAGUCAGAUUCACAAAUAGUGAUAAUAAUUUAUCUCAUUUAUUUAGACGGUCUUUUCUUUUUCCCUUCUCUUAUUCUGCUUUUAGAAAAUCAAAGCAGUAAGGUUUUUACAUUUAUAAGACAUUUAGAAAUAUUUCUACUUUUGCUUUAAACGCUUACCUCUCUUUUGUUGUUGUCCUAUUGUUUUAUUUUUUUUUUUGUGCAGUUUGCCUCCUUCAUUGUAUCCUAAUAAUAAAAAUUAAAACAAACAGAACUGACAGCCAGUUAAACAACACUGAAUGAUCAAAG
Molecule: messenger RNA, 2356 nt
Organism: Erpetoichthys calabaricus (reedfish)
Lineage: Eukaryota; Metazoa; Chordata; Cladistia; Polypteriformes; Polypteridae
Product: E3 ubiquitin/ISG15 ligase TRIM25-like
Exons: 8
Coding region: 35-1822 (595 amino acids)
Molecular function (GO): zinc ion binding; protein binding
Source: RefSeq, a predicted model, not a curated record